Caenorhabditis auriculariae is the source of this 523-nucleotide messenger RNA. The record is from the annotation of a GenBank genome assembly. Lineage: Eukaryota; Metazoa; Nematoda; Chromadorea; Rhabditida; Rhabditidae.
AUGCGGUCUCUCGUCCUUCUUCUGCUUCUUUCGGCUUUUGCGGCCGCCAGCCACCACCACCACACCGUCUACGACCCUUACUUCGACGUCUACUUCGAUCAAAUCUGCCGCGAUUCUCACAAAAACGAGCCUGUUCUCACACACAAGGGCCUCGGUUGGCGCUUGAACCGAGCCAACUGGUGGGACAAAUAUGCGUCCGGUCCCGGAGAACUGACUCCGUUGCUGAACGCACAACGUGAGUUCCCAUCCUCUGAUCGUCUUCAAAAACGACCUCUCAUAGUAAGAAAAACUUCAUAUGAAGGAGGUUCUUAGCCUCGCUUUUUGUGAAUACUAGUCAAAUUGUACUCCAUGUCCUUUCAAUUCCGAAGCUAAUUUUUCCCAACUUCCAGAGUUCCCACCCCAACCUCCCAGAGCGGUGCCGAUGCCACCUCCACCACCUCCACCUACACAGCAGAUCUGGCGUCCAAACAACCCACAAGGAACUCAAAAUGGAAUCUUCCGUGGCGUUAUAUUCCGAGGAUGA